Molecule: messenger RNA, 1275 nt
Organism: Neoarius graeffei (lesser salmon catfish)
Lineage: Eukaryota; Metazoa; Chordata; Actinopteri; Siluriformes; Ariidae
Exons: 3
Coding region: 1-1275 (424 amino acids)
Source: RefSeq, a predicted model, not a curated record
AUGAUGAACUCUAAUCACUUUAAGCUGCAGCUUCAAUCUCCUUCCUGGGGUUUCCUCACUCUCUACCCUCCUCCAUCCGUCUACCUGUCUCACUCUCUACCCAUCUGUGGCACUCUCUACCCUCCUCCAUCCGUCUACCUGUCUCACUCUCUACCCAUCUGUGGCACUCUCUACCCUCCUCCAUCCGUCUACCUGUCUCACUCUCUACCCAUCUGUGGCACUCUCUACCCUCCUCCAUCCGUCUACCUGUCUCACUCUCUACCCAUCUGUGGCACUCUCUACCCUCCUCCAUCCGUCUACCUGUCUCACUCUCUACCCAUCUGUGGCACUCUCUACCCUCCUCCAUCCAUCUACCUGUCUCACUCUCUACCCAUCUGUGGCACUCUCUACCCUCCUCCAUCCGUCUACCUGUCUCACUCUCUACCCAUCUGUGGCACUCUCUACCCUCCUCCAUCCGUCUACCUGUCUCACUCUCUACCCAUCUGUGGCACUCUCUACCCUCCUCCAUCCGUCUACCUGUCUCACUCUCUACCCAUCUGUGGCACUCUCUACCCUCCUCCAUCCGUCUACCUGUCUCACUCUCUACCCAUCUGUGGCACUCUCUACCCUCCUCCAUCCGUCUACCUGUCUCUCUCUACCCUCCAUCCGUCUACCUGUUUCACUCUCUACCCUCCAUCUGUCUACCUCUGUCCACCUGACUCACUCUCUACCCAUCUGUGGCACUCUCUACCCUCCUCCAUCCGUCUACCUGUCUCUCUCUACCCUCCAUCCGUCUACCUGUUUCACUCUCUACCCUCCAUCUGUCUACCUGUCUCACUCUCUACCCUCCAUCUGUCUACCUUUCUCACUCUCUACCCAUCUUCAUCUAUCUGUCUCACUCUCUACCCAUCUGUCACUCUACCCUUCUCCAGCUGUCCACCUGUCUCACUCUCUACCUGCCUUCAUCUACCUGUCUCACUCUCUACCCAUCUGUGUCACCCUGUACCCAUCUCCGUCUGUCUACCCAUGUCCCUGUCUCGCACUCUACCUGUCUGUCUCCCUCGCUCUCCAUCUCUCGAGCUGUGUCCCUGUCUCACACUCGACCCAUCUGUCACUCUCUACCAUUCUCCAUCGGUCUACCUGUCUCACUCUCUACCCAUCUUCAUCUAUCUGUCUCACUCUCUACCCGCCUUCAUCUACCUGUCUCACUCUCUACCCGUCUGUGUCACUCUGUACCUGUCUCCGUCUGUCUACCUGUGUCCCUGUCUCUCUCACUACUCGUCUCCGUCUGUCUAG